Notothenia coriiceps (black rockcod) is the source of this 3085-nucleotide messenger RNA. It is a transcript of the gene edem1, whose product is annotated as ER degradation enhancer, mannosidase alpha-like 1. Gene Ontology annotation, molecular function: mannosyl-oligosaccharide 1,2-alpha-mannosidase activity; calcium ion binding. The record is from RefSeq and is a predicted model, not a curated record. Gene Ontology annotation, cellular component: membrane. The transcript has 12 exons. The coding region runs from base 129 to 2048 and encodes 639 amino acids. Gene Ontology annotation, biological process: carbohydrate metabolic process; endoplasmic reticulum mannose trimming; mannose trimming involved in glycoprotein ERAD pathway. Lineage: Eukaryota; Metazoa; Chordata; Actinopteri; Perciformes; Nototheniidae.
GGCGGAAUCACCCCCACAAACCAUCGGUGCUUGUAGCUAUAGACUGACUAACAGAAUAUGUCAUAUUCGUCUUACCUCUGACUUGUGUGGACUUAAAUUAUGCGUUUUAAGAUCGACCCGGGGCAAAUAUGCAAUGGAGGUCAAUAGUUGUUGGUUUGGUCGUAUUGAGACUUUCCUUCAGCUGUGUUAUUUGGCUAGCCUUUGGACUCGGUCCUAACGUUAGCUGGGGAUUCAACUUCCCACUCAGCUUCAGUCUACACAAAUUAGACUUGUUAUUCGGGGAUGAAAAAGGGACCGACCCGAGGCGUAACUCGUGGUCUCAACGAGUACAUGUCCACAGACAUGAAGAGGUGGCGACCACCUGUGCAAAGGUUGGAGAGGGGUCUCCCGAGAGAUCCUACCUGAGCUUCUUCGACAGCAACAGGGACGAGUACUCCCGCAGAUACAGCUCCUUCCCGGACACUCUGAAAGCAAAAAUGAAGGACAUGGCCAAAGAAAUGUUUUAUUUCGGGUAUGACAACUACAUGAAAUACGCUUUUCCCGAGGACGAGCUGAAUCCCAUUGACUGUGAAGGAAGGGGACCAGACGUGCUAAACCCCUCCAACAUCAACAUAAAUGACGUCUUAGGGAAUUACUCCCUUACUCUGAUUGACACCUUGGACACCCUGCUGGUGCUCGGAAAUGUGACCGAGUUCCAGAAAGCUGUCAAGCUGGUUAUAGAUACUGUAUCUUUUGACAAGGACUCAACCGUGCAAGUUUUUGAGGCAAACAUCAGGAUCCUGGGAAGCCUUAUCUCGUCUCACAUCUUGCUGACUGACCCCAAACAUCCGUUUGGAAAGGUCGACUAUGAGGGUUACGAUAAUGAGCUUCUUCACUUGGCUCAUGACCUGGCUGUCCGCUUGCUGCCGGCCUUUGAGAACACCCUCACAGGCAUCCCUUACCCCAGGGUGAACCUGAAGACUGGCGUUCCUCCUGAUAGCAUCAAUGAGACCUGCACUGCAGGAGCCGGCUCCCUGCUGGUGGAGUUUGGGAUUUUAAGUCGCUUAAUUGGAGACUCCACAUUUGAGUGGGUGGCCAGGCGAGCCGUCAGAGCGCUGUGGAGCCUGAGGAGCAACGAGACCGGUCUGCUAGGGAAUGUAGUAAAUAUCCAAACAGGUCAGUGGGUUGGCAAGCAGAGUGGUCUGGGAGCUGGUAUGGACUCCUUCUAUGAGUAUCUGCUCAAAUCAUACAUCCUUUUUGGUGAAAAAGAGGAUCAUAGGAUGUUCCAAGAUUCUUACGAGAGCAUUCAGAACCACAUGAGGAGAGGGAGAGAGUCAUGUAAUGAAGGAGAGGGCGACCCGCCUCUUUAUGUCAACGUCAACAUGUUUAGUGGUGAGAUAAUGAACACCUGGAUCGACUCCCUUCAGGCCUUCUUUCCUGGGCUGCAGGUGCUGAAUGGGGAUGUUGAUAAUGCAAUCUGCCUGCACGCCUUCUACUAUGCCAUCUGGAAACGCUUUGGGGCUCUGCCGGAGAGAUACAACUGGCAGCUGCAGGCGCCCGAUGUGCUCUUCUAUCCUCUGAGACCGGAGCUGGUGGAGUCAACAUAUCUGCUGUACCAGGCGACCAAAAAUCCUUUUUAUUUGCAUGUUGGAAUGGAUAUUCUUCAGAGCCUUGAGAAAAAUGCCAAAGUCAAAUGUGGGUAUGCCACUCUCCACCAUGUUGUGGACAAAUCCAAAGAGGAUCGCAUGGAGAGCUUCUUCCUCAGUGAGACGUGCAAAUACCUUUACCUGCUGUUUGAUGAGGACAACCCACUUCACAAAUCCGAUAACAAGUACAUCUUCACCACAGAGGGUCACAUUGUGCCUAUAGAUAAGCGCUUCAGGGAGAAACAGUGGGAUGAUGAGUUUCCUUGUGAAGAGGCAGUGCUGGCCGAGCAAAAGCCAAUCAACCGGAAACCACCACCGAGCAACAACAGCAAUUGCAACAGGAUCCCAGAGGAGCGACGGUACACUCUGCCGUUAAAGAGUGUGUACAUGAGGCAGAUUGAUCACAUGGUGGGACUUUUCUGAGUGAGAAGAUGCAUUCAGUGACUUUUACAUAAACAGGCCUUCAGUUCACCCCCCCUCAGGCGCAGGUGAGGUUAAAGAGGAUCCACUGUUGGUCCAAAUCCUCGUCCCAUUUGUUCCACUGCUCUGGAUCCAGACAGGAAACUGACACUAAGGGAAACCUGAGAAAGCAGAUGGAUCACUUGCUGUAUUUCUUUAAAGUGUGUGUGGGUGUUUCCGCUCUUUGGUGAAGGAGCAUGUGGUCGACAACUGUGAACAACUUUUUUGCUGGAAGAUGAGGAGUCAUGCUUAGUCACUUAUUGCCUGGUGACAAAUCUCAAAAGUGGAUUUUAGAAUUACUGGUGUGUUUUUUGUCUUUUUUAGGGAUUGGUUCAGGUAUGAGUGUGUAAAUGUGUGUGUGUGUGAUUGUAUGCACAUUUGAAAUAACAGCUGAGCUGUGAGUCAUGAUGUGUUUUGGGUUAAAGUGCCAUCUAGCCACACGUAUGUAAAAUAUUAAGCCACUCACCUCCUAGAAUAUCUCUCUCAACAUGAUGAUUAGUGCCUCCUUGGCAAAUAUCCUCUAGACUAGACGCGUGCUUUUAAAUAAGGGCUGCUCUUUCACAGUCAUUGACAGAGAGAGAGAGGCUCAGGAUGAAUCUCGCAGUUUUUAAAGUGCCUUCAGUUUUUCCAUGGUCUUCCUGAAUGCAGCAAAUGUUUUGGUGGAUACCAUUGUCAAGUAUUCUUUGAAGCCAUUGUUGAUAUUGCACAAUAUGUCAUUCCAUGUGUAUGUACAGUUUUACACUAAUUAUCAUGACAUUUAGCUCUUUCUUUUUUAAAUACACAAACAAGCCAUACGGUGUCUUUUUUUAAUGUCAGCCAUCUUUAGUUCACAGACUCUCCUGCAGAGAUUAUUGUAGAUGGAAUUAGCUUUUUGUUCUUUCUGUUUCAUAAUUGCACAUCAUAAUGCCUAUUAAUUAUCAUGUGGUAAGAACUCAGGGUUUAACGGAAACACUUAAAUCAAGGAUUGCUUUCUUAGAAAAAUAAAACUUUCUUAAAUUGUU